This is a messenger RNA of Stomoxys calcitrans (stable fly), 2445 nucleotides long. It is a transcript of the gene gsb-n, whose product is annotated as protein gooseberry-neuro. Bases 590 to 1984 code for a protein of 464 amino acids. The transcript has 6 exons. Lineage: Eukaryota; Metazoa; Arthropoda; Insecta; Diptera; Muscidae. Gene Ontology annotation, biological process: anatomical structure development; regulation of transcription by RNA polymerase II. The record is from RefSeq and is a predicted model, not a curated record. Gene Ontology annotation, molecular function: DNA-binding transcription factor activity, RNA polymerase II-specific; RNA polymerase II cis-regulatory region sequence-specific DNA binding.
CUAUUUCACACAGCGGGUCAUCUCGCGCAUUCCGUGCUCAGCCGCGCAAUUUGGCUUCCAAUCGAACGCAAACCAGCAGUUGUUGUGAGUUUCCAGUGGGCAUUGUGAUCUUGCCGCGACUUUAUUAAUUCAUGCUCGCGCGCUCUUUAGUUGUUGGCCAAGUGUCGUGCUGUUUCCACUGAAUUCGAUUGUUGACGCGAACCAUCGACGAGACGAACGAAACGACCCAAAUGAAAAGUUACGGAUUCAACGAAGCAAACGAGUGUCAAGCAAAGUUUACGAUUCACGAUAACCAAAUGCUGGCAUCCGUCGGUGGUCGCGACUGAAAAUUCGUUUCGAUGCCAAGUGAAAAUAAAAAAAAAAUAUGAAUGACAGCUUAUUUUGCUUGUCUCGAAAAAGUUUUGAUUAUUAAUUGCAAAAAAGGAAUUUACAACAAAAGAAAAAAAGAGGCUAACGCCAAUUCGGGUGCUGUAUGGCAAAGUGCAAUUUCUAAGCCUUGUACCAAGGGAUAUAAUAAGUGGAUUGUUUUUUUCGUUAAAUUUUCUUGAAAUUUCAAAAGUUUUAAGGGGAGAACAAAUCGUACCCUAAAAUGGAUAUGACUGGGGCUAAUUCGCUGAAUAUGCGGCCAUUAUUUGCGGGCUAUCCUUUCCAGGGUCAGGGACGCGUUAAUCAACUUGGAGGUGUCUUCAUCAAUGGACGACCGCUUCCCAAUCAUAUACGUCUGAAAAUUGUCGAAAUGGCCGGCAGUGGUAUACGUCCCUGUGUCAUAUCACGCCAGCUACGAGUAUCGCAUGGCUGUGUAUCAAAGAUUUUAAAUCGUUAUCAGGAGACAGGAUCCAUAAGGCCGGGAGUUAUUGGUGGAUCUAAGCCCAAAGUAACAUCGCCCGAAAUUGAAGGCCGCAUUAAGGAAAUGUGUAAAGCAAAUCCUGGUCUAUUCAGUUGGGAAAUACGAGAGAAACUAAUAAAGGAAGGCUACACCGAUCCGCCCUCAACGUCAUCGAUAAGUCGUUUGUUGCGUGGAAACGAUCGCAGCAGUGAUGAUGGGCGCAAAGACUACAGCAUUCAUGGCAUACUUGGCGGGCGUGAUUCCGACAUAAGUGAUACUGAGUCCGAACCCGGCAUUCCCUUGAAACGUAAACAACGUAGAUCUCGCACCACAUUCUCUGCCGAUCAGCUGGAAGCUUUGGAGAGAGCCUUUGCCCGCACUCAAUACCCCGAUGUUUAUACCAGAGAAGAAUUGGCCCAAAGCACACAGCUGACAGAGGCACGCAUUCAAGUGUGGUUUAGCAAUAGAAGGGCAAGGCUGCGCAAACAUUCAGGCGGUGGCAAUAUGAAUAGUGCCCCCAAUACCUCAGGAGUACCAACAUCACCGGCAGCAGCCACCGGUGUUCCAGGCUCAGGUCCCUUGUCAUUUGGCUCUUUGGCUAUGGGCUCCAUGGGUUACAGUCCGGCUGCAGGAACCACAGCCUCUAGCGCCGGCAUGAAUGAUCAGCACAGUGUACAUGCAGCUGCAGCAGCCGCUGCGGCUCAUCAUCCCGCCCACCAUCAUCAUCAUCACCACCAUCAUUCACAAAUGGGAGGCUAUGACUUAAUGGCUGCCCAAUCGGCACAUCAAGGGUUUUCGGGUAGCUUUCAUAAUACACAUUUUGCGGGUCAAAAUUACUAUCAUCAAGACUACUCGAAAUUGUCCAUUGAUGACUUCUCCAAGCUUACGGCUGAAAGUGUUUCGAAAAUCUCACCCUCGCUUCAUCUGAAUGACAACUAUGCCAAAUUGGAAAAUCCCUCGAAUUGGUCUCAAGCAGCCGCCUAUCAAACAGCGGCAGCUGCAGCAAAUUAUUCCGCCGCCCAUGCGCAUGCCCACCUAAACGAGUAUGCGGCAGCUGCAGCAGGUUCGGCUCUAACGCAUAACAAUGUUACGGCUGCUGCUUCGACGCCCUAUCAGCAUGCACCACUGCCUCAAAGUGAUGCAAAAUAUUGGUCAUGAAUACUAAGGCUCCCGACAAUUGUGGUAUUCUAAUGUGGAUCAACCAGUGGUGACUCCUAAAAUCUCCUAAUGAGGCAUUUAAUGUUUAUAUUAAAUUUAUUUGUGAGAAAUGCUUUGUAUAUUACAAGUGAAACUCCUUGGACGGCCUGAUCGGCAAUUGAUAAUUUAAAAUUGUUUCCUAACUUAUUUUCUUUUCAGUGUACUAUUUUUAAACAAGCCAUGACAUCUCAUUUAUUUAUUGCUACAUAUUUUCUCAAAAAAGAUUUUGCUAUUUUCUAUAUAUUGUAUAUUUUUCAUUGUGUGAAUAUACAUAAAUGAAAAAGAUGAAACAAACUUAAAACUCCGUUUACACUGCUCUCUAAAUCCGGAUUAAAUGGCUCGAUCAUCUGUUUUAUCAGCUGACGAGAGCCUUAAAUUCGGAUUUAAUAAGCAGUGUAAACAGCUCUUUCCAAAAUUAUUCU